AUGGUCGAGUGGGUUCGUGAGCAAAUUUCAAAUAAGGGAGCCAGGUACACUGACCUUUGGUAUAUUGGUGGCGGGUCAUACGGAACGGUAGUUUCCGCGUACGACAACCAAACCAAUGAAAGGGUGGCCAUCAAGAGGAUUGUAUUACAGAAUCGGCAGCCCUUUUAUAAGUACACACUUCGCAAGAUUAAAAUACAGACCAGUUUUAGUCAUGAAAAUAUCAUUGAUAUCCGGGAUAUAAUCAUAAAACCCGGAACCAAUGAUAGGAUGUCUGUCUAUAUUGUUCAGUCCCUUAUGGAUAUUGAUUUGCAUAAUUUACUGAAAAUUACUAGGCUAACCAAUCAGCACGUAUGUUAUUUCUUAUACCAAAUGCUACGCGGUUUAAAAUACGUACACUCGAAUGUAUUGCACCGGGAUCUCAAACCCAGCAAUAAAUUAGUAAACUCCACGUGCGAACUUAAAAUCUGCGACUUCGGACUGGCCCGAGUGGCCGACCCAUACUACGACCAUACCGGUGCUCUAACUGAAUACAUGGCCACUCGAUGGUAUAGGGCACCGGAGAUUAUGCUCAAUAGUAAGGCCUAUACUAAAGCGAUCGGUGUUUGGUCUGUUGGCUGCAUAUUAGCCGAGAUGCUCGACAAUCGGCCCCUAUUUCCGGCCGUAAACUAUCUGGAUCAUCUGAAUCGCAUACUGGACGUAUUAGGGUCGCCAUCGGCCGAUGAUUUGAACUGCAUAAUCAACCCGAAAACGCGGACAUACAUCCUGUCCCUACCUUUCAGGCUUAAGAUAUCCUGGGCUCAAAAGUAUCCCAAUGCUAAUCCUGACGCCCUGGACCUUUUGAACCGAAUGUUAACAUUUAAUUCGUGGCAACGAAUUACGGUAGACGAGGCACUGGCCCACUCAUACCUCAGUGAGUAUUAUGACCCACAGGACGAACCGGUAGCCGACCAGCCCUUUACUUUUGAGAUGGAGUCGGACGACCUCCCAAAGGAGGUGCUGAAGGAACUGGUGGUAGAGGAGACGUUCAGGUUUCAUACCCGACCGUAUAAUUUAGUAGCAUGA
Oppiella nova is the source of this 1062-nucleotide messenger RNA. The record is from the annotation of a GenBank genome assembly. NCBI's taxonomy places the organism in Eukaryota, Metazoa, Arthropoda, Arachnida, Sarcoptiformes, Oppiidae.